Bactrocera tryoni is the source of this 1642-nucleotide messenger RNA. RefSeq lists its product as uncharacterized. NCBI's taxonomy places the organism in Eukaryota, Metazoa, Arthropoda, Insecta, Diptera, Tephritidae. The record is from RefSeq and is a predicted model, not a curated record. The coding region runs from base 1232 to 1642 and encodes 136 amino acids. The transcript has 4 exons.
UUAUUUUAUAAUGUCAGCCACUCAAAUAAAAAGAAAAGCUAGAAAGGAAGCUAAAAAAAUUAUAAAUUCAAAGUUGUUGCAUAGUGAUUCAAGUGUUGAAGUUCAAUUUCAAGACCAUGAUGAAAAUGAUGUAACCUAUGAUCUGCGUUCAGAGCUUAGCAAAUGGGCGUCAGACUUCGGAAUAAAUUUAAAUAAAUUUAUUAUUUAAUAUUUAAUUUAUUUAAAUUAAAUUUAAAAAGCAACAUAAAAGUUCCCAAAGAAUCUAGGACAGUUUUACAAACACCGGCUGAAGUGGUCAAGCGAAAUGUGGGAGAUGGGAUUUAUGUACAUUAUGGUCUAAAGAAUGCGUUGACAGACUUCUUAGUAUUAAAUGAUUUCCGUCUUCCAAAUAUAAUGCUUGAUUUCGGCAUUGAUGGUCUGCCACUGUUCAAGAGCAGCUCGAAGCAAGUUUGGCCAAUAUUAGGCAGUAUUGUCAAUGUGGACUAUGUUUUCAUUGUAGGAAUAUUUGAAGGCAAUUCAAAACCGCACUGCUGAACUUAUUUUUUAAGUGAAUUUAUUUCUGAACUUAAAGUCCUGCAACAGGAGGGUCUCGUUUUUGCAACAAAAUUUUUUAACGUGGCGGUCCGAUGUUUUGUAAUGGAUGCGCCCGCUAAGUCUUUUGUGUUAGGUAUUAAAGGCGACACUGGGUACUAUUCAUGUGUACGUUGCACCCAAAAAGGUGAAAUAGUAAAACAUCGCCUCGUUUUCCCCGAAACUCAAAACUUAGUUGCGAGAACAAAUGAAAUCGUCCAAAUCUAGAUUAGAAAAUUUAAAUAUAGACAUUAUUCAUCAAUGUUGUUUGGAUUAUAUGCAUGUAGCUUGCUUGGGGGUUAUGAGAACGAUUUUGAACGCAUGGGUUAAGAAAAGAGGUGAACAUUACUCCUUGCCUUUGUAUAAAGCAGAAGUACUUUCAACAUAAUUUCUGCCUCGUUGUGAAUACAGUUAUCCAAAUUAUAAAAAUCAUUAAUUCCAAUAAUGUUCCACUUUUCACCGGUCUUGUCUUGAAAAAUUUAACACCUUACUUUUGCACACCUAAAAGUUCAUAUAAAUUUAACUUGUAUUAUGUGGCUGGCAUUCAGUACGAUAGGGAAAUUGAAUUUACAAAAGAAAAAAUAACUUCCAAGAUUAUAUGUUUGAAUGAAUCUUCAAGAAGUGGAUUUUAUUUCACACCACUAAUUAACUGAUUGACAUCAUGAGCUCUAUAAAUAAUUAUGGAUAUGAACCUAACAGCAGCCAAAUAAUAUAUCAAAAUCUAGACAGCACAGACCAACAGUCUCUUAAAAAUUUAAUAGCGGAGUUGACGAUGGAAGUGCGGGCUUUAAAGACAGAAGUGAAGGAGCUAAAGGAAGAAAGCAAAAGAAAUUUGUUGAAGCUGACAGAGGAAGUUAUUGCGGUCAAAUUGGAAAACAGGGGAAAACCCUCUGAAAGUCAAAGCCCACAAUUCGACCAACUACCAUUUUACCAUAAGAAGGAUCUUGACGAUUUCGAAGCACAGCUUUUACAAAAGCCAGAGUUGUUGGAGAAAUUUAAACUAUAUAUUAAGAAGACUGGGGGUGAAGCACAAGUUGGCAAUGUCUUUUUCGUGGAGGGGCACGGCAGAUAA